Messenger RNA from Bombyx mori (domestic silkworm), 479 nucleotides. RefSeq lists its product as uncharacterized. The transcript is spliced from 3 exons. The record is from RefSeq and is a predicted model, not a curated record. NCBI's taxonomy places the organism in Eukaryota, Metazoa, Arthropoda, Insecta, Lepidoptera, Bombycidae. The coding region runs from base 15 to 479 and encodes 154 amino acids.
UCAACUACCUAGCAAUGGAGAUAAACCAAACGGACAUACCGCAGUCGGACAUCGAUGACGCGAUGGUGAUCGAUGUAGGAAAGUACACUACAGUCAGAUUGGAUUUUAUCAACGACCAAUAUAUGAAGUUCGAUGACCCGUUCAACGAGAAAUGGAACGCCCAGCCGAAUAGAUGUUUUGAUGAUUACACGAAAUGUUUGGUUAGUCAAGAUAAUCCGACGCCCGUUUGUGGUUUCAAUCGCCCUACGGACGUCGAGGAGUACGAGGGGUACAGAACCUUCAAUAGCUACUGUGACGCAUACUUCGACAACUGCCGGAAGGGCUACCGCUACUGGAGAAUUUUGGAUACAGGCAGAUGCGACUUUAAAUACCGAGAUCACAGAGAUGGAAUUACCGAGACGCUUCGAAGAUUGUGGGACGUCGCAUUGGAGGAUAAAAAUAAUAAUUUUGAAACUGAAAAUUUUGAUCAAAAAGUUUAA